Molecule: messenger RNA, 2462 nt
Organism: Scophthalmus maximus (turbot)
Lineage: Eukaryota; Metazoa; Chordata; Actinopteri; Pleuronectiformes; Scophthalmidae
Gene: hic2
Product: hypermethylated in cancer 2
Exons: 2
Coding region: 302-2053 (583 amino acids)
Biological process (GO): regulation of transcription by RNA polymerase II
Cellular component (GO): nucleus
Molecular function (GO): RNA polymerase II cis-regulatory region sequence-specific DNA binding; protein binding; DNA-binding transcription factor activity, RNA polymerase II-specific
Source: RefSeq, a predicted model, not a curated record
CUCUCCCCCUGCCAUCUUGCAGGUAAAGUUGCCAGGGGUCCUGGGCUGAGAAAGUGGCCAAACCCUCCCACUGUGGGAUGUUUCCUCUGCUGCACCCUGGGCUGGUUCCUAUUCAAAUGUGGGUCAGGGGUGAGGAAGCCUAACGUCAUAAGCUUUGCAACAUGGCGUCCCGACGGCUGUGAGAUGAGCAGGAGGAUGGUAAAGAACGCCUGAGAACGACCCUACCGAUGUAAAAAGCUUCAGGUGGUGCUCGUGUAGGAAGAGAGAGAGAGAGAGAGAGAAGGAAAGAAGGAAGGUGGAAAUGGAACUGCCAAAUCAUGCCAAACACCUGCUGCUGCAACUCAACCAGCAGAGAGCCAAGGGCUUCCUGUGUGACGUUAUCAUUGUGGUGGAGAAUGCGCUCUUCCGUGCCCACAAGAACAUCCUGGCCGCAAGCAGCAUUUACUUCAAAUCUUUGGUACUCCACGAUAACCUUAUUAACCUUGAUACAGAGAUGGUUAAUCCCUCUGUAUUUAGACAAGUGCUGGACUUCAUCUACACUGGGAAGCUCCUGUCCUCAUCGGACCAGAGCAGUGAGCAGAACUUCAGUGCCCUCUUAACCGCAGCCAGCUACCUCCAGCUCCAUGACCUCGCAGCUCUGUGCAGAAAGAAGCUCAAGCGCAGUGGUGGGAAACCCCUGCCAGGUAAACCCUCCACUCCAGGUCCACUUAGCCGCUUACGCCUCAACAACCAGCGACUUUCCUCUUCUACCCCUGCUGGCCCCAACAACCACUAUCCUCCAACUCCUUCUGAUGCCGACCAGCCACAGCCAGAUGAAGGCCUUCGGGACAAACUCUCAGAUGAUGAGAUGUUCGUCGGCAGCUCUGGGAAGAAUGGGAAUGGGGGGAAUGGCAGCAGUAAUGGUAACCUCAGCAGUGGAGGAAGUGCUGGAGAACCAGACCUUGGACUAGACCUGUCCAAAAAGAGCCCUCCAUCUGCAGGCACAGCCACUGAUGCCCUCAGCCCACACAGCAACUCCCAAGAAUCCCCUCAAUCUGCCUCAGUAUCCACAACCAACAGUGCCUCACUGGAUGACUCCUCCGCCACCCUACCAGGUGUAGACACAGAAACCAUGGAGCUCAACCCUUCCUCUAAAACCUCGGAGGAAACCCAAAACCAGCCAGAUGGGCCCCCACCACAGAAGAAAUCCCGACAGGGAGCUCGCAAGAACGAAUGGCCUAAGAGAGAGGCAUCAGGGUUGAAGUCUGAAGACCAUGACAGGCCCCUGGUCAAUGGAGUGAUUGUGGGUCCUAAAGAUGGCCGCUCCUCUGGGGUCGGAGGGGGCAGCGGUAGCAGCUUCACGUCUGACCAGUCCUUCCAGUGUAAAGAUGAGGAAGAAGGAGAGAACGGCCAGGACCACAGUGAAGAAAGUGGUCAAAGUGAUGGGGAGAGUGCGGGAGGUGGAGGAGGAACAGCGGGGGGACAAAAAAGCGCCAACUAUGUGUACAGGCAGGAAGGUUUUGAGCCAGCGUUCGGAGACAACCUCUAUGUGUGCAUUCCCUGUGGUAAGGGCUUCCCCAGUUCUGAGCAGCUCAAUGCUCACGUGGAGACACAUACUGAGGAUGAGCUCUACAUCAAAGAAGAGGGAGGGACCUUUGUGAAAGAGGAAGAUGAGGAGGAGGCAGAGGACCUCUCUGCCCCUGUAGGACCCUCCAACUUUGGCUCUGAAACGCGUCCGUUCAAGUGUACAGUCUGCAGUAAGAGCUACAAAGACCCGGCAACACUGAGGCAACACGAAAAGAGCCACUGGCUGACCAGGCCCUUCCCCUGCAACAUCUGUGGUAAAAUGUUCACCCAGAGGGGCACCAUGACACGCCAUAUGCGCAGCCACCUUGGCCUCAAGCCGUUUGCAUGUGAAGAGUGUGGCAUGCGCUUCACACGCCAGUACCGUCUGACGGAGCACAUGCGUGUCCACUCUGGGGAGAAGCCGUACGAAUGCCAGCUAUGCGGGGGGAAGUUUACCCAGCAGCGCAACCUCAUCAGUCACCUGAGAAUGCACACCUCACCCUCUUAGAAAUGCAUCAAGCCAAAGAACUCUGGGAAUAGAAAAUAUUUCUCUACCUGUUUUUUUUUCCCAUCUCAAAAGCAAAGAAACGCACACGAACACGUUCACAUGCAGAAACACAUAGUUCUACAUAUGAAUUCCAGUUUACGUCACCUCGGCGAAGUGAAUGAUGUUGCCGUUAGCCACAGUGAGCUCUUGGCGAUGGUGGGUUCUUGUUGAUGCAAGGAUCAUGUCAUCGUUUAUAUCAUUUGCUCACCUCUCAGGAGUUCUAGAUGAACAAUUUACUCCUGCCACUCUCCAAAGUCGCGAAGCCAUGGUGGCGUGGCAUGACUUCGGGUCUGCGUUGCAAGUCUGUCAAAUGUGAAUGUGGGAACUAAUAUAAUGUCAAGCCCCCCCCCCCCCCCCCCCCCCCCCCCAC